Protopolystoma xenopodis is the source of this 258-nucleotide messenger RNA. Lineage: Eukaryota; Metazoa; Platyhelminthes; Monogenea; Polystomatidea; Polystomatidae. The record is from the annotation of a GenBank genome assembly.
AUGGAAUGUAGUCCUCUGAUAUCCGUUCUAAGUGAAUCAAAAUGUGAGGCAGAUCGUUCUUUUCAUAUAGCUUCAUUACAACUAACUGAGACAGAAUCUCGUCUAUCCUCCCGAGAGGCCGACCUUCGUGGACAAACUGGUCAAUUGAAAGCCCUUCAGCAGAGUCUUGAUACGGCUGGAGAGGAAUUGACACGUCUCAGGCCGAUGGCUACUAUAGCUGAGGAAAUGGAGAAGGUUAGUGAAGAAAGAAUGAUGUAG